Molecule: messenger RNA, 216 nt
Organism: Mya arenaria
Lineage: Eukaryota; Metazoa; Mollusca; Bivalvia; Myida; Myidae
Exons: 3
Coding region: 1-216 (71 amino acids)
Source: RefSeq, a predicted model, not a curated record
AUGUGCACUUCACUAUCAUACAAUGUACACUGCUCUAUCAUACAAUGUACACUGCUCUAUCAUACAAUGUGCACUUGCACUGCUCUAUCAUACAAUGUACACUGCUCUAUCAUACAAUGUGCACUGCUCUAUCAUACAAUGUGCACUUCACUAUCAUACAAUAUGCACUGCACUAUCAUACAAUGUGCACUGAGACUGGUGAUGAAACGACCAUAG